AUAUGUUUUUGCUGAAAACACAAGAAAAGGAGGGAAAAACUGGAGUUGUUUGGAAUUAGUUUGUUUUCGCAGUGAAAACCCAAAUAAAUUCCCAAAAUGGGGGGCGGAGAUUUGAACCUGAAGAAAUCAUGGCAUCCACACACAAUGAAAAACCAGGAGCGUGUUUGGAAAGCGGAGGAGCAGGCGAAGAUGGAGGAGCGCAAACUGCAGGAUCUGCGCAAGGAGAUCAACGAGGAGAGGGACAGAGAAGAGCUGAGGCGGUUAGGUGAAAGUUCCGGUGUCCUUGGCAAUAGUGGUGGUGCCGCUGGGGAAGCCAAGCUGGAAUGGAUGUACAAAAACAGCACGGAGCUGAUCAACAGAGAGGAGUACCUUCUGGGUCGCAAGAUCGAUAAGUCUUUUGAGACCCUACAAGCCGAGGAGAACCGGCAGGAACAAAGCACUGUCGGACUUAAACAGUCAAUCAAUCAUGUGGAGCACGACUGUGUGCCGUUCUCCAUCCGAACAUAUCGCAACCUGCAGUCAACGGAACAGGUGGACAUGCAGCGCAAGACCCUCGAGGAUCCUCUGAUGCUCAUCAAGCAGCGCGAGAUGGAAUCCCGCCGCAAAUUACUUGAGAACCCAGUCAAACUAAAGGAAAUACAUAGGAUUCUGAAGACCGAACAGGACCUAAAGGCCUCCAAAGAAAAAAAAGCCAAGAAGAGCAAAAAGUCAAAGAAAUCAAAAAAGAAGAAAAAGAGCAAGCGAUCCAGUGAUGAGGAAAGCAGCGAAAGCGGAAACAACGACAGUGAUGACGACUUGGACAGAAAAUUGGCACGCCAGGUCAGCAAACUCAAGGGCGACCACGGCAAUGGCGACCUCAAGUUAGACAAACUGUUAGACGCCAAAUACCGGACACUAUCCAAGCAACUCUCAAUGGCCACCAAGAAAAAGAGUAAGAAAUCUAAAAAGAAAAGCAGCGACAGCAGUAAUGAAAGUAGCGAUGAAGAUGAGAAGCCCAGGAGACACAAGUCCAGGAAUCUUGAUUCAAGGAGUGGAAAUAGGAGCCGAAGCCCCCAGGAAAAAAACGACAGUUCUAGGAGAAAUCGACAGAGUAGAAGUCCAGACCAGAGGAACAGACGCAGAAGUCCAGAAGAAAGAAAGGAAAGGCGGAAAAGCAGAAGUCCAGACAAAAGAAAGGAAAGGCGAAGAAGUCCCGAGGAAAGGAAAGAAAGACGAAGGAGUAAAAGCCCAGAGAUCAGACAAGAGAGACGUCGUCGACCAGAAGAAGGUAAUGAAACCUCCAGACAACGGGAGCAGCGCAGAGAUAGAAGCCCUGAAGAGCGUUCCAGGCACAAACGAAGUAGAAGCCGCAGUUCAAAGCGAGACGAUCGACGAAGGAGUCCCGAAAGACCACCUCUACGAAAGGAAAGGGAACGCAGUCCGGCUCCCAGUCGGCCCGCCGGCAAGUCCAAACUAAGUGAAGCCGACCGAGAAGCUCGCCUGCGUGAAAUGAUGGACAAUGCCACUUGGCGGGAAGCAGAUCGCACCCAGGCAGUGCGCAAACAUCGGGAAGCCUAUGCUCGGGAGGAAGCCCAAAACCGCGAGCGCGACUUCGACAAGGAGUUUAUCAACAAGGAAGUGAAGAAGGCCAUCGCCAACCAAAACUCCAUAGGCGACCGCAUUCGGGCCAAUCUGAACAACAUCCAGCGCACUGCAGCCUCCAUGGAUAGCAACUUUGCCCGCAACAAUUAGAUUCAACUUUUAAACGUGUUGGUUUUGUGCUUACAAGAUAAACGAUGCGAUUAACAUAAA
Molecule: messenger RNA, 1791 nt
Organism: Drosophila ficusphila
Lineage: Eukaryota; Metazoa; Arthropoda; Insecta; Diptera; Drosophilidae
Gene: Cwc25
Product: pre-mRNA-splicing factor CWC25 homolog
Exons: 3
Coding region: 97-1731 (544 amino acids)
Biological process (GO): mRNA splicing, via spliceosome
Cellular component (GO): U2-type spliceosomal complex
Source: RefSeq, a predicted model, not a curated record